Messenger RNA from Trachemys scripta elegans, 1775 nucleotides. RefSeq names its product hydroxymethylbilane synthase (gene HMBS). NCBI's taxonomy places the organism in Eukaryota, Metazoa, Chordata, Testudines, Emydidae. Gene Ontology annotation, biological process: heme biosynthetic process. The coding region runs from base 497 to 1579 and encodes 360 amino acids. Gene Ontology annotation, molecular function: hydroxymethylbilane synthase activity. The record is from RefSeq and is a predicted model, not a curated record. The transcript is spliced from 16 exons. Gene Ontology annotation, cellular component: cytoplasm.
AAUCAUAUUUCAUUCACAGUCCUAUACGCUGUCAGUGAAGGAUUAUCCUCGCCUGGAGCUGGACACACAUGGUUGCGGUUUACGCUGCUCCACGCUCAGCGACCCCUCCCAGGACCUCCAGUUCAUUGUGGCAGGAAACAAAUGUGUGUAUCUGUACCAGCCAGAUGAGCGUGGCCCCUGCUUUGCCUUUGAGGGUCAGAAGUUGAUCGUUCACUGGUAUCGGGGAUACCUCAUCAUUGUUUCCAAGGACCGGAAGAGCUCUCCAAAAUCAGAGUUUGCUGGGAGCGACCCACAGAACUCUGACAAGCAAAUAUUGAAUGUCUAUGACCUGUGUAACAAGUUCAUCGUGUACAGCUCAGUCUUCGAUGAUGUGGUGGAUGUCUUAGCAGAGUGGGGGUCUCUCUACGUGUUGACUAGAGAUGGGAAGAUCCAUGCGCUUCAGGAAAAGGAUACUCAGACCAAACUUGAGGCAUUGGGGUUGGAAAAGUCCAUAGCGAUGGAGAACAAGACACUGAGGAACACUCAGGAUGAAAAUGGCCUGAAAAACAGAGUUAUCCGAGUGGGCACCAGGAAGAGUCAGCUGGCCCGGAUUCAGACAGACAGUGUAGUGGAAAUGCUCCGCAAGCGAUACCUCAACCUUCAUUUUGAGAUUGUUGCCAUGUCAACAACUGGAGACAAGAUCCUGGACACUGCUCUUUCCAAGAUUGGAGAGAAGAGCCUCUUUACCAAGGAGCUGGAAAAUGCACUGGAAAGAAAUGAAGUUGACCUGGUUGUUCACUCCUUGAAGGACCUGCCAACUUCGCUCCCGCCUGGCUUCACCAUUGGGGCCAUCUGCAAAAGGGAAAAUCCCCAUGAUGCUGUCGUUUUUCAUCCCAAGAACUAUGGGAAAACCCUCAACAGCCUUCCUGAAAAGAGCGUGAUUGGAACCAGUUCACUUCGGCGAGCAGCUCAGCUCAAAAGGCGGUUCCCUCAUCUGGAAUUCAAGGAUAUUAGAGGAAAUUUAAACACCCGCUUGAAAAAGCUGGAUGAAAAGGAGGACUUCAGUGCCAUAAUUCUGGCUGCUGCUGGACUGAGGAGGAUGGGCUGGGAGAAUCGUAUUGGUCAGAUCCUAAACCCUGAAGAUUGCCUUUAUGCUGUUGGGCAGGGUGCCUUAGCGGUAGAGGUCCGAGCUAGAGACGAAGAGAUACUGGAUAUGGUAUCUGCCUUGCAUGAUGGGGAAACAGUGCUGUGCUGCAUUGCUGAGAGAGCCUUUAUGAGACACUUGGAGGGUGGAUGUAGUGUUCCCGUAGCAGUCAGUUCUAUGCUGAAAGACUCCCAGUUGUAUUUGACAGGAGCUGUCUACAGCUUGGAUGGAUCAGAUAGCCUGAAGGACACUAUGCAGACUGGUGUUAACUACCCACAGCAGAAUGAAGAGGGACCCAAUGAUGAUACACAGUAUGUUGGCAUCACAGCCAAGAACGUUCCUCGUCAUGCUCAAGAGGCCGCAGAGAACCUGGGUCUUGAACUAGCCAGCUUACUGCUGAGCAAGGGUGCUAAGCGUAUCCUCAGUGUUGCAAGGCAGCUCAAUGAUGCCCGAUAGACACAUCAUUCCCACCCAUCAGCAGCUCUUGCAGUUGGCAUGAUUCCUGCACGGUCAGAAGUUUGACAGAAAAAACAUGGACUUAGCUGCUGCACUGUUAUCCUUCCUUAGGUGGAGUCUCUUAAUUUACACUCGCAUCCCCUUUUCCUUGUGGAUCUGAAAACAAAACUUAAUAUUAAACUCUGUAAUUUGAGUA